Messenger RNA from Nerophis ophidion (straightnose pipefish), 1040 nucleotides. RefSeq names its product mitochondrial ribosomal protein S26 (gene mrps26). Lineage: Eukaryota; Metazoa; Chordata; Actinopteri; Syngnathiformes; Syngnathidae. The transcript has 4 exons. The coding region runs from base 185 to 808 and encodes 207 amino acids. The record is from RefSeq and is a predicted model, not a curated record. Gene Ontology annotation, cellular component: mitochondrial small ribosomal subunit.
CGCCGACGACUUCCCGGUCAGAGGACACCAAGAUGGCCGCCGUCCCGCUCCCCUGAAGUCAGUCCGACAGAGUCAAUGUUACACUUUAACUUCCAGGCGGCAUGCGGGCUUCGUGUAACGGACACAUUUAACCACUAAAUAAGGCGGGAUACCUUUUCAGACGCUUCUUCGAACGAGAUAAAAAAUGUUCCAGGCUAUCGGCCACCGCGGCGUCCGGGUCGCCCGGCUGCUGGCGCCCAGGCCCGCCGUGCUGGUCGAGGCGGUACGCGGGCGGAAGUCGCGGGAGGACCCGGUGGCCAAGUCCAAGCUGGGCCGCGUCAAACAUCCUCCCCCGGUGGACCCGGUGGAGAUGGUGGUGCUGCGGGAGAGAUACGCCGACUACACGCUCAUCUUGAGGGCGCUGCGUCUGGAGUUUAAGGAGGCGAUGCUCCGGAAGAAGUACGAGGAGGAGACGGGCUCCAUGGCGGAGGAGAAGGCUAAGCAGGAGACUAUGGAGCACCGUGCCCUCAUGGCGUGGAACGACCAGGAGAACCGACGCCUGCUUCACCUACGACUUUUGAGGAUCCAGAAGGAAACUGAAGAGGCGGAGCGUGAACGCGUGGAAGCAGACCUCCGGCGUAAGCAAGAAGAAGAAGACUUCCUCCGGCAGAAGCAAGCGGAGGUGCUCCAGCUGCAGGAGGACGCAAAGAACUUCAUCACCUUGGAGAACCUGGACCAGCGCAUAGAGGAGGUCUUGGACAACCCCAAGAACUACAAUUUUGCCAUCGACAAGGAAGGGAGAGCCGUCAAGCAGACCGUGUUGCAGUGAGACCGCCCGUCUGGACGCCAGACCGGCUCGGAACCGGAAGUGGAUUUUGGUCUCUGAAGAAUGCAGAUGGUCCUGGGACCCAAGAAAGCUCGAGCAUCCGGCUGGUAAUGGACUGUAAGGUACUGAGGAAGCAUCAUGGAUGACGUGUUUAAAAGGAGUCCUCAAAGUUUGUUCUGUAGACCUGACUCAGUUUUUUGAUUCUAUAUAAAGCGACAAUUAAGAUCAAAUGUCA